AUGUCGCUCAACGGGCUCGACAAUGUAGAAGUCACACAGGCGUACCAGGGCGCCCUCGCCGAGGCUGGUGGUUGGUUUCUGUUGAGAUACACGUCGAGGGACUCUGUCCAAGUCCUCAAGCGGGGCACUGGCGGAGCAGGAGAGGCGCGCGCUGCCGUCGCUCAGUACGAGGACAAGUCACCGCUAUAUGGCCUUCUGCUCUACCGUCGGCGCAAGGUCUUGGUCAAAUACGUGCCUGAUGGGACUUCGCGCCUGCUGCAAGCACGUGUCGCUGUCCACUUCAUCAACAUCUCCGAGAAGUUUGCGCCUCACGACAUUGUCCUGUCCAUCUCCACUCCAGAAGAACUUAGUGAUGCCGCCCUCGCAUCAGCAUGCAGUCUGCACACCGCCGCGCCUUCGAGCUCCUCGUCCAGUGGGUCAUCGCGCGGGCCAAAACUUAGUUGGAUCCAGGAAACUGCCGAAGAGACAUGUCAGCCAGACUCAACCGAAAAGUUGACAACAUCGGAAACAGCGGAUACCAGUAUACCCACUAUAAUGGAGCCGUCCAGAGGCAGUACUGAGGAAGAUCCCACACGCUGUGCCUCUCUCACUUCGCAAACCGAGUCUGUCCCGUUGAUACUGGAGGAAAAGGCUAUUGGCCACAAGAUUGCACCGCACAUCUCCCAUGUCACCGUUGAGACAGUGACUGAGCCCCCAAAGACACCUGAAAACACUGAUCUGUCAGACCUGCAAGACACGUUCAAGAACUACGACUCGCUGUUUGAGGGCGGACCCGAGCCGAGAAGCUCGUCUCAGACGACGCGGCCAGACUACAACGAGCUUUAUGAGCACUACUACGCGCAGUACACCAAGCCCAAGGUCAAACUGGGCCCACGGCCACGCCAGUCGCUCGAAGGAAAGCGCCCAGCCACGUCAGGGAACACGUCACAAGACAUGGCAAGACAGGUGGCAUCGCUCCCCGCAGGGCUGCGCUCUGCGGCGCGAAAGGCGGCCCAGAAGAAGGAGUCCGAAACUACCUCGUCCAGCGCUGUUCCCGCCAUCGCGGUUCCUCCACCGCUCGAUUUACCUCCAAUGCCCGAGGUGCCACACUCGCCUGUUUCGUCGCUAUACACACCGCGCUCGCCGAUCAGUGUCAAGUCUAUGCCUGUUGCUGCGUAUAAAAGCCACCUUCGAGCCACGGGAACAACGCAAGAGCGGACGAGGCUGAUGAAGGCCCUGGAGCUGCGCAAGAAGCAGCAGCAGGCCCAACAGGCGAAGAAGGACAAGGCAGCCGGCGAAUCGACUGUAGAUACUGAGGAGGCGGAAGUAGGUGAAGAGACGGCAGACUCGGCGGAAACGGCACCUACCGAGCAUGGCGAGGAGCCAGAGGCAAACAAAGAGGUAUUGCUUGCCGACAAUCUGCCCACUUCCCAAGGCCCAAGCAAUUCUGGGCUCGUCUUUGCAGACAACCCAACGGAGGGAGACGACCUAAACUCGACUGUGUCGAUAUCAUCUCCCAUCUCCGCCCAAACCCACGGUUCGUCUGGCGCACCAUCAACGCGGCCGUCGUCCCUGUCCGACGAUGAGAGCGGACUAGACGACCCACAAAAGCGCCAGGGUACGCUAGAGUCCCAAGCUCCUGAUCCCUUUGACGAAGAACAUUCCGUCGACAGUACACCAACCGUGGUCGCUGACAGCACCACCCCCUCUCCACCCACCGACGUCCACGACGAACCCGCGCAGGGUCCGCUUAUCACCCAACGGGCGCCUUCUUUCGACGACGAUGCAGACAGCAGCAGCAGGAGGAACACGCUGAGGCCCGCCGAGGACGACACCCACGCCCGCCGCCGCUCGAACCGGGAGUCGACCAUAUACAUGCCUUCAGAUGCGGCAGCGCAGCCAGAACAGGGGCCAGCUACAAAGCGCAACAGAGAAUCUAUGCUGUUGCCCGCUGGCUCAAAGAGGGACAGUUGGUUCGAAUCCAAGGGGAAGCGCCGUGCACAGCUCGACCCACUCCACGUCAGUGCGGAAAACUCCGAAACCGAAUAUCUGUCCGACGACUCCUUCAUGGAAGAGUUGCAGAGUGCUACAGUACAUGAAGCCAAGCCCAUGUCCGUGUCCAAGUCGCCCAUCAUGCCCUUCUUCCCACGCAAGUCACCGUCCCAAGCUGAGCUGUCGACACCCCCUAGGUCAGCAUCGUCAAACUACCCUACUAGCCUUACGCGUCCCUCCCCCGAACAACAGCCUGCUCGUAAGGUGUCUGGCGGCUGGCCGCCGCCACCACGGUCUGACACGUCGACGGCUCCCAAGAAAAUUAAUGUUUCGUCUGGCAUCUCACAAAGAAUCAAGGCUCUUGCCGAAAAGACCAACAGGGAGUCGGCUUCUGUGAACCCUGCAGCCGCUACCCUGACUGCGCCAAGUUCGUCUGUCGCCCAACGCAAGUCUUCUUUCUUUGCAUCCUCGCCUCUUGACACAUCGUCCAAUGGAUUGUCUGCCUCUCGCAAUGGAAACACGUUGAUACGGCCGUCGUCUUCUGCAUCAAUGAUUGAUAGGAAACCGUCGGGCCCAAUCAAGUCUACCGUAUACAAUGUGCAACAGGGGCCCGAGAAGCCAGAGUCUGUUCAGGUUACCGCACGAAUUGUUCGUGAUGAGCGAACCAUGAACCCCACCCUAGCCAUGCCGACCGAAGGCACGCCGCUGGACCUCCACCAGAGCCCCCUGAUUAUUGACCACCAAAUAGCCACUCCCGCACCCAAGAGCCCCCCUCAGCCGAAACCGGAGACACCGGCCUCUCGAGACACCUCGUCAUCACACUCUCGGGACCACAGUCUGGCACCCUCGCGGACGUCUUCGGAGAGCACAUGGAGGACAUUUGGUCGCCGGAUGAGCGAGUCGAGGUCUGUUCACAGCCAUGAUGGCGACGAGAAGAAGGAAGACAAGAAGGAGAAGAAGGAGUCGCGCACGACCAAGAUGUUCAAGCGCAUGUCUUCAUCCAUGUCUUCCAUGCCCUGGAAGAGCUCGAGCAGCAGCCUGACACUUCCGGAGAACGAUAUGCGGUCAACAUCGUUGUCGUCUCUGCGAGAGCCACCACCUCCUAUGCACGUUGGUGACUUGAAUGUUCAGUUUCCCGACACUUUGCUCUGGAAGCGAAGAUGGGUCGAGAUCGAUUCCAUGGGCAAUCUUGUCCUUAGCCCGUCAAAGCACAACGAGAAGGGAAUCGUUAAGCGUUUCCACCUCAGCGACUUCCGCGCCCCAUACCCUCCAGACCAGGACCGACAAGAGUUGCCCAACAGUGUCGUCUUGGACUUUGUUGAUGGCCGAACGUUGCAGUGCGCGUGCGAGACACACACGGCGCAAGCCCAGGUUCUGCAAAUCCUCCGUGAAGCGCAUGAUGCGUGGCUAGCAUACAAUCAGGCGCAGUAG
Bipolaris maydis ATCC 48331 is the source of this 3402-nucleotide messenger RNA. NCBI's taxonomy places the organism in Eukaryota, Fungi, Ascomycota, Dothideomycetes, Pleosporales, Pleosporaceae. The record is from RefSeq and is a predicted model, not a curated record.